Messenger RNA from Sphenostylis stenocarpa, 165 nucleotides. The record is from the annotation of a GenBank genome assembly. NCBI's taxonomy places the organism in Eukaryota, Viridiplantae, Streptophyta, Magnoliopsida, Fabales, Fabaceae.
AUGGACAAAAGGUCAAUAACUGCUAUUAUCAACCAUAACACAACUGAAUUCUCCUCCUCCGUUCUCCGUUCGCGUUUGUGCAAUUCGGAGCUGAAGAUCAACGACCGUUCAAAAGUUGCGUUGGAUCCGAUCGAAUCCGCAACCGAAUCGAGUUUGGGGAUCUGA